Messenger RNA from Drosophila innubila, 1663 nucleotides. Its product is annotated as damage-control phosphatase ARMT1. Gene Ontology annotation, molecular function: phosphatase activity. Gene Ontology annotation, biological process: DNA damage response. NCBI's taxonomy places the organism in Eukaryota, Metazoa, Arthropoda, Insecta, Diptera, Drosophilidae. The transcript is spliced from 4 exons. The coding region runs from base 185 to 1588 and encodes 467 amino acids. The record is from RefSeq and is a predicted model, not a curated record. Gene Ontology annotation, cellular component: cytoplasm; nucleus.
GAGUGAGAGAGAGAGAUUCAUAUAAAUAAAACUAUUUAUUUAUAAAUAUUCAUUUAUAAUACUCGAGUAAUAUCUGUAUAUUAUUCAAAAUACUGAGUAGGCUACUAGUGUGCUCGGGACACUUUGUUUACGUUAAUAUGCAAGUUUAGGACACAUAUUAUUUAUCAAAUUAAAAGUACGGAAAAUGGAGCCCGAGGGAGGAGAGUGUCCCGCCACAGAUGGAGGAGCAUCGGUUACCAAAGAUGUUCAGAGCUUAGCUAAGAUUUUCAAGACGGAAUCAGAUGCCAAGUACAACAUUGUGGACAUCCAGACGCCUCUCAAUGCUUUCAUGUCUGGACAGUACAAACGUAGUUGCGCCUACCACACAAUCCGGAAUCAUCUGCCCGUGAUACUCACAAAAGUCAUAGACUCGCUCACGAGGGACAAGAACGAGGUUGUCGCACAAUUCGGUGAGAACGCGCGUGAGGAACUGAAGAUCAUCAUUGGACUGAUUUCCCGGCUAAAGUAUGAGCUUCAAACGAACAAACCCUUCCAGCACUUUACCGGAGAUGAGGUCGAUCGAGAUAUGUGGAAUAACUUCAUCAAUCAUUUGUCAGAUGAGGGGCGCACUUUUUAUAGAGCCUGCUGGAUGCACACCGAGUGCUAUAUGUACCGCAAACUCUACUCCUUCGUGGAGAACAGCAUCUUCCUGAAAGAGUUCGAUUACUUUGCCAAGGUUAAAGAGCAUUCACUUACCAGAUGCCAGGAUGAAAUACUGGCACUCUCCAAAUACACGCGUCGUACUGAAAACAGCAUCGAGAUGUUUAGCGAGUUGCUGAAACUGGAUUUAUGGAGCAAUCGCAAUGAUCUCUCGGAAGAUGACGAGGCGCGUAUGUUUAACAUGAAGGUACUGGAGGAUGUGAUGGUCACAGAUGAUUAUAUACUCGUCAAGAAUGUUGACGAGAUCUGGAACUGUUUGUUAAACAAAAAAACAGAUAGACAACAGGUUGAUUUUGUACUGGACAAUGCCGGCUAUGAACUCUUUACCGACUUGAUAUUGGCCGAGUACAUCAUCGAAAAUGGAAUGGCCGACAAGGUGCGAUUUCAUGUCAAGGCACAUCCAUGGUUUGGGAACGCAAUCACAGCUCGCGACUUCCAUUGGACGCUACAGUUUCUCAGAAAUCAUUCUGACUACAUUAUUAGUCUUAUAGGACAGAAAUUUCUGCAAUUUUUAAAGGAAGGCAAAUUCGAACUGGCACCCACUUCGCAUUUUUGGACUGCACCCCAAGCUUUCCACAGCAUGCGCACUAUUGAAUCGGAACUGUACAAAACUCUGCAGGAGUCAAAGCUAAUCAUAUUUAAAGGAGAUUUAAACUAUCGUAAACUGUUAAGCGACGUUUGCUGGGAACCUACACAGCAUAUUAUAACAUGCUUAGGCGGCUUUAUUCCCAGCAAUUUGUGCAUUCUGCGCACAGUGAAAUCUGAGGUGAUAUGCGGUCUUCCGCCAGGUGUCUAUGAAGAUCUGUUGAAAAAAGACCCUCAAUGGAUGAUUACUGGAAACUAUGGCAUAAUUCAGUUUGUGGAUGGCUCUCGCGAAUUCGGUUAUUAAUAGAUAAAAUUCUGUAUCAUAUGCUUUUUAAUUUAAAUUAAAACCAAAUAUAUAUAUAUCUGUAGUUAAAAUAUA